AUGAUGCGCAUUCCACUCUUCCGCAUCUGGUACUCGACCACGUACACGACCCUUCUCAUAAUCCUGCUCCUCCUCCUCGCCGUCACGCCUGCGGAUACGAUAUAUCAGUCGAUCAAAUCUGAAGAACUUCAAAAGCUUUUUGUCAUCGGUGGCGUCUACCUGCUCACUUGUUUGAUCGUACUGUUGAUCUACUCGACGCGCAUCUACACAAAUAGGACUGUGCUUGCGGCGAUACCGAAAAGCUAUGUGCCGAUCGAGGAAGGAGAGGUGGGCAAAGGGGUGCGGAGGAUGAUUAUGAAGCAUUUCAAGAGGAGUGCAGUUAUUGCAUGGGACAGCAGGCCGAGGGAUGUUAGGGGUGAGGUUGACCUAGAUGAGGAGAAAGGAGAGGAAUCACGGCCGAACACAGCGGAGACGAGGAGGGAGAAGCACAAAUCGCACAAGAAAGGCCACCAUCACCAUCACCAUGCACCUGAUGCGACAAUCAUCCCCGUUUCUAUGAACUCGCUGCCUUGGGGCAAUGUCUCGCAUCCUGGCUGGGCCUCCCCUUCGUCGCCUGAUCUGCCAAACCUACAGUACUGGGGCGUCAUCUGCGAACUGCCCAACCUCAUCGAAGCGAAAGCCGUUUCACUCGCGCCGCCAGACCCUGCGAUCGAGGAAAGCGCUCCACAGUAUCCUGACAAUGCGCCGCCUCUGCCGGAUGCGCGCAUUGUCACCCUCCUUCAGCGUCCGCGCGCAAUGGGCUUGCGCGAAUACCUCGCUCGCCUCGCAGACUUCGGGCUAUUGAAUCCACCCUCUCUCGGCGCUGUGUUCCUCGCACAAUACGAAUACGCCCGCUACUCUACCACGAGUUUGACGGAGACACAAUUCAGAGAUAUCAUGGCGGUCUUCGCAGAGAUACUCAGUGGGAUGACAGAAGUCGACCCCGAAAUUAUCGAAGAAGCACGCGCACAAGACAUCGAGUCUGAUACGCGCAGCCUCGCACCCACAGAGUCCAGCUCCGAAUCAAGCAUCUCCUCGCACUCGCAUCUGCCCUACCGCACACCCCAACUCGAGCGCCAAAUCUCCUUGUCCUCUUUCAACAGUUCCCUCUCCACCUCCGAUAGUAGUUCAACUCCACAUUCACCUCAGACUGUCCGCACCGCACCAUCGCGCCAACAGCGCAGCUCCACCGUUUUUGGCACGCCACGCACACCCUCACAAAGAUCAUAUGCGGAUGCAGAAUCGGACACAGGAUCUGUUGUGGUUCAUGAAAGACCGCGAAGAAGUCCAAGUACCUUGUUACCCAACUCGAGUGAGAGUUCUUUGGGCAGUGCUGGAAGUGUCAUUCGCUUGCAUCCUAAUCCGAGUGAGGGAGACUUGCCGUACGAGUACAACAUUGAUGCUGGGUGA
Molecule: messenger RNA, 1389 nt
Organism: Alternaria arborescens
Lineage: Eukaryota; Fungi; Ascomycota; Dothideomycetes; Pleosporales; Pleosporaceae
Exons: 1
Coding region: 1-1389 (462 amino acids)
Source: RefSeq, a predicted model, not a curated record